AUGCCUACUGUACUUGUCGUCGGCGCCACCAGAGGACUUGGCCUCGAGCUCGUGAAACAGUACGCCGCACGAGGUGACACAGUCUACGGCACAGCACGUUCCAACAAACCACAGAAAACACCCAACAGCAUAAACUGGAUUGAUGGAAUCGACAUAGCCGAAGAAUCAGCCGGGGAGAAACUAGCAAAAUCACUAGAUGGCAGUCACAAGCUCGACAUUGUGAUACUCGCAGCUGGCUAUUUUGGCUUCGAAACCUUUGACAAACCCGACUUUGAGAAGGAGCUACUCAUGUACAAGACAAGUGCUGUUGGUCCUGUGUUCAUCGUUCAUCAUCUGUUCAAGGCUGGUCUAUUGGCCAAAGGCUCAAAAGUCAUCAUUGUCAGUUCAGAGUCGGGAAGCAUCACCCUUCGGCAUGAGAGCGAAGGAGGAGGCAACUAUGGUCAUCAUGCAAGUAAGGCUGCUUCUAACAUGGUCGGCAAGCUGUUAAGCUUGGAUCUGAAGGAGCAUGGUGUUGCCGUGGGCCUUGUUCACCCGGCCUUCAUGAGGACCGAGAUGACCAAAGGUGUUGGAUUUGAUAAGUACUGGGAUGCAGGUGGAGCUGUGACGCCUGACGUUUCGGCCAAAUCUUUGAUUGAGUUCGUGGACACCUUUGACAUCUCCAAAACAGGACAGUACUGGGCACCCCGAGGACCAGAUGACAUUGGAAAUGCAGAACACGUACUGGGCCCGAAAGAUCAGCUGUCGACACCACUCCAGCUUCCUUGGUGA
Molecule: messenger RNA, 768 nt
Organism: Aureobasidium musti
Lineage: Eukaryota; Fungi; Ascomycota; Dothideomycetes; Dothideales; Saccotheciaceae
Source: the annotation of a GenBank genome assembly